Musa acuminata subsp. malaccensis (wild Malaysian banana) is the source of this 1977-nucleotide messenger RNA. Its product is annotated as transcription factor bHLH63-like. Gene Ontology annotation, cellular component: nucleus. Gene Ontology annotation, biological process: regulation of DNA-templated transcription. The record is from RefSeq and is a predicted model, not a curated record. Gene Ontology annotation, molecular function: DNA-binding transcription factor activity; protein dimerization activity. Lineage: Eukaryota; Viridiplantae; Streptophyta; Magnoliopsida; Zingiberales; Musaceae.
UCCUCCCAUUUGGAUCAUUUCUGAUUUCACCUCCGUCUACUCCUUCCUUCCCCUCUCCGUGAUCAUUUGAUCCACUCCCUCAGUCCAUUUGUUGUAUAUAUAUAAAGGUCCUCAGAAGGCUAUAGGGCGAGAGCUGUCUGAAAGCGUUCGAAGAGAGCCUUCAUAGAUCAUGCAGGGCCUACGAGCUCCUCCUGAUGAUCUCUCAGUUCUGGAGAGGCAAGGGGCGUGCCUGCUGAAUUGGCAGCAGCAGGGCCGAGAGCAGUCAAAUUAUAAUCCUCGCGGCGGCGGCUACUGCAGGCAGAUGCAGACUUCCUUCCAGGCGCUUCCCAGUGGCUGCGGCGGGGAGAAGAACGCGAACCACGGCGACGUUCAUGGAUCAAUCGACUGUUUCAGUAACGGAUGGCCUGAUCUUGCUAAUAUUCGUUAUCCCGUUCAUGGUGCUGCUAACGUUGAGGAAACAAGUAUUACUAACGUAAGCAGCAACAGCUCAAGGAAGAGGAAGGCAGAUAAAUCUCCCAGAUCAAAGGAAAAGGAGAAUGGUGGAGGUGGCAAAGGUGACAGCAGCUGUAAGAGAAUUAAAGAAGAGACGGGAGGAGGGGCAACCUCAGAGACGGGGCAACCCAACAAGAAGGAAGCAGCAUCUGGAGAUGCCUCGAAGAAGAAUGACAAACCUCCGAAGACCGACUGCAUUCAUGUCAGAGCUCGCCGGGGUCAGGCCACUGACAGUCAUAGCUUGGCCGAAAGAGUGAGAAGGGAGAGGAUCAGCCAGAGGAUGAAGUACCUCCAGGAUUUGGUGCCCGGAUGUAGUAAGAUAACGGGAAAAGCUGGUAUGCUAGAUGAGAUCAUUAACUAUGUCCAGUCUCUCCAAAGACAAGUCGAGUUCCUGUCGAUGAAACUUGCUACCGCGAGCCCAUUGAUGGACAUCAACAUCGACAACAUCUUCGGUAGAGAGCUCCCGAUGCUGGUGCAGAUAAAUCCGUCUUGCAAAUCAGGCAGCACUGCGAUGAUCGGCAUGUCGUCGGAGCUGCUGGACCAAUCCUACCUUCGAUUCGACUCCUUACAACAUCCUCAUCCUUGCUCCGGGCUCGACACGUUCAUGGAUUCUUCGGAUUUAGUGCUUCGGCAGAACGUCAAUCCACCAGUAGCAGUGCCUGAUGCAUCCUUUGGUUCAUCUUUUGAUGUCAAUGGGUGUUCUGUUUGGAGUACAAACCUGCAAAGCUUGUAUGGCGUGGAUUUCCAGCAAGGAAGAGGGGCAGCCCUCCCCUUCUAAUCAUCAGAAGGAAGCGUCUUACCUAACAAUCUCAAGAUGGAGAUGUGAUGGUUAAUCCUCGUCCUUGGAGUCUGAGGCCCAGAGAUUGUUCGCCGUAAAUAUUUGUUGUAAUUGUAUUCAUUCAUGCUGCAGCAAUGCGAACCAACGUGCAUGAUAUCGACCAUGUUCCUGUUACCUUCCAAUAGGACUCCAAUUGGUUCUGCAUUUCGUCAAUGGUACUCACCAUAAUCACAUAGUCUCCGUUAAUAAUCAUCACCUAAAGCCCUGCUUUCCAAUAUCAUACAGCUUCUGCCUUUUGGUUGCUAGCUACUAACAUUUACCUGAUGUUAGGCAGGCAGUGUACUCAGGCUCAGCUCCUUGCAGACUAUAUAUACCCAUGGAUAACAUAUGCCCAGUGGAACUUCAAUCAUGCUUUUGAUUAUAAGGGAAACAACACCUGUUUCGAUCUACUAUUUGUGAAUCAGCAACAAAGGAUAAAGCCUCAAAAAUGACAUGGCAGGAUUGUUUCCGUAAACGUCAAGCAAAAGUGUCUGAGGACAUAAUAAUCACGGUCAUGCCUUCUCUUGUCAGUCGAGCAAGAUCUCCGUUUGUGCUGGCUUAAAGAUAGUGUUGGACAAUGCAAGAUUGGUCACACUGCAAAUCCAUCAAGAGCAUGGAUGGCAAUCCAAAACUCGACUACACUGUGUUAGAAAUUAAGUGGUACUGCU